AUGACAAAAAGUAACAAUGAUGACAUUGAUGAUGAAAUAUUAAUUCCACUCGAUCGAACACAGAGGAGAUUGAAAGAUUCCGAUCUGGAACAAGCCAAGCUUGUGUACAAUACUAUUGAAAAAUGUCGUCGAGAUACGGAAUAUGUGUUAGAGCAUGAUUUGAGGACCCGAAAAUUAUUGCAAGCGGUUCAACAACAUUGUGAUUCAAGAGUUCUUUCGGAGGGAAUUUUGUUGAAAAAGUGUACGAAUGAAGAUUUUAAUGAAUUUUCAAUUCGAGGUGAAAUGAGUGAACCACAGAAACGAAUUAAAUUAUGUUGUAAUAGACUUGCUGGAAUUCCAGAAUUGAGAAGGACAUUAAUUCAUGAGCUUGUCCAUUCGUUCGAUCACUGCAGAUUGAGGAAAACAAGACAUGUUGGAUGUAAUUUUAUUGCGUGUACAGAAAUUAGAGCAUAUGCUCUUGGAGGUCAAUGUGAUUUACCCGUAGAUUUGGCUAAAUUUGAUGGAAAUCGAGAUGAAUGUAUCAAAUAUUGGGCCACAAUGAGUACAAUACGGAAUUGUGACAAUGGUGUAGAAGCUGUUGAGCGAAUGUUUGAAAAAUGUCACAAAGAUCUUUCGCCGUUUAACUUGGAGGAAAAGCAUUGA
Naegleria lovaniensis is the source of this 642-nucleotide messenger RNA. RefSeq lists its product as uncharacterized. Gene Ontology annotation, molecular function: metalloendopeptidase activity. The coding region runs from base 1 to 642 and encodes 213 amino acids. Lineage: Eukaryota; Heterolobosea; Eutetramitea; Acrasida; Naegleriidae. Gene Ontology annotation, cellular component: extrinsic component of mitochondrial inner membrane. Gene Ontology annotation, biological process: mitochondrial proton-transporting ATP synthase complex assembly; mitochondrial protein processing. The record is from RefSeq and is a predicted model, not a curated record. The transcript has 4 exons.